This is a messenger RNA of Stegastes partitus (bicolor damselfish), 2206 nucleotides long. RefSeq names its product 3'-5' exoribonuclease 1-like. The record is from RefSeq and is a predicted model, not a curated record. Gene Ontology annotation, molecular function: nucleic acid binding; 3'-5'-RNA exonuclease activity. Bases 293 to 1318 code for a protein of 341 amino acids. The transcript has 7 exons. Gene Ontology annotation, cellular component: nucleolus; cytoplasm. NCBI's taxonomy places the organism in Eukaryota, Metazoa, Chordata, Actinopteri, Pomacentridae.
CCAUAAAAAAAACGACAGAGACAAGUUUAAUGUGUUUGCGGAGGUUUAUGGCAGGCGUUAAAUUAAAUCGUCUUAUUACAAAUAUAUAGCAUAUAUAGCAUUAAACUCCUAAACCAGCCUCGGACUGAGCUGCUUCAAACGUCGAGGAGCCGCGCAGGAAUGUCGUUCAGCCUGUUAGCUAACGUUAGCAGCCGCAGCUAACACCACCAGAGCAGCGUUGGAGAGAUAGUUUCAUGAAUUUACGUUGUUUUUUUAAAAACUAACGAGCACUUUCUGGAUUGACUUCAAUUAAAUGGAUGAGCACAAGGAGAACAUUCAGGCCGAAGACGUCAAUGUGAAGAUGUCUAAUGCAAGAGAAGAGGAAAAGGCUAAGCCCUGCAGCAGAAUAUGUCCUGCUGAAGAAUCUGCUGCUCAGGAGUCCCAGUCUCAGCCCAACAGCGACUUCAGCCACCCGGUGUACAAAGAGAUCGCCUUGGCCAACGGACACAUCAACCGCAUGUCUAAGGACGAGCUCCGGCUCAAAUUAGCAGAGCUGAAGCUUGACACAAGAGGAGUGAAGGAUGUGAUGAAGAAGAGGCUGAAGAGCCACUAUAAGAAGCAGAAGCUGAUGCAGACUGCAGCAGAGGGAGGCCCCACUGACACCUACUACGACUACAUCUGUGUGGUGGACUUUGAAGCCACAUGUGAAGAAGAUAAUCCCUCAGACUUCCUCCAUGAGAUCAUCGAGUUCCCCAUGGUCCUCAUCAACACGCACAACUUAGAGAUCGUGGACUCCUUUCAGGAAUAUGUGAAACCAGAACUGAACCCGAAGCUUUCAGACUUCUGUGUGAAGUUAACGGGAAUAACUCAGAAAAUGGUGGACGAAGCAGACCCAUUCCCAGCAGUGAUGCAGCGAGUCGUGGCGUGGCUUCAGGAGCGGGAACUUGGAACAAAAUACAAAUACGCCAUUCUGACUGACGGGGCGUGGGAUAUGAGCAAGUUCCUCAACAUCCAGUGUCGGAUCAGCCGCAUCAGAUAUCCUCAAUUUGCGAAGAAGUGGAUAAACAUCAGGAAAUCAUACGGGAACUUCUACAAGGUGCCUCGCACACAGACGAAGCUGAGCACGAUGCUGGAGAAGCUCGGCCUCAAGUAUGAAGGUCGUCCUCACUCCGGGCUGGACGACUCGCGCAACAUUGCCAGGAUAGCUCUGCGCAUGCUGCAGGACGGCUGCCAGCUGCGCGUCAAUGAGCGAAUGCACGCCGGCCAGCUGCUCUCAGUUCCCAGCUCGGCCCCCAUGGAAGGAGCUCCGCCACCUCAUAACCCCCGCAGCAGAGACUAAAUGCCAAAACAGAGGUUUGUAUCGGCUCUAACAUCUGUCGCCACUCUGUACUCUGUGAGUUACAGACUAAAAGCACCUUUACUGGAGCUUCAAUCUGUACAUGGGGUCUGGUUUAGAUUUAAGAUUGUCGGGGUCUUCGACUUCAUACGUGAGGGUUCCUCUCUGAUCAUGUAUUUUUUACACCAGAUGUAUAAGAACAGAUCAUUCCUGUGUGUUGUGGGCGUCAGGGUGUUAAACGGCCUCACUUUGCCUUAUAGAGCUGCUGAUAUUCAACGAUUUGAUUUCAGUAACUUUUAGUUGCCCCAUAAAGGUGAAAAUUUGGUUUUUGAUUCUAGUUUUGCCCCCAAGAAUCCAGUUUUGAACAAGACUAUAAUGAACAAUUGGGAUUUGUUUACAUUUCAAAUGUAAAGAAAUCUGCAGCUUUACAUGAACACUGAUGUUUUUAAGUUUGGCCUUUCCAGUCCCAUAUCUGUCCAACUACUGUGCUAAUAAAAACGGAGAAUGCUGCUAUCGCUGUGCUGCUUGAAGUGCCACAUCAUGACACAGCCAUCACAUCACACAGUUUGCCACUUUCCCAGAGUAAGUUGAAGGUUUGGAAACAGUCCUGUGGACUUUCAUUGUCUGUAUUGUCUCAGAUUCUGAGAACUUAUAGCUCCAUAUAGUAAUUCUAGAAAUAGUGUACAGGCGGUCGUUUGACAAACCUCGUAGUGAACAGCUGCAGAAUUGACAUUUUGUCUGUUGUACGUGCUGUAUGAGUUGAGCCUGUCUUGUAGUGUUUUCAUCUUUCUAUGGAUGUUGACUUUUAUUUCAUGGAGGAUGAUCUAUUUUAACGGGAACAGAUAUUCUUCUGAAUGCUAAAUAGCUCAAAUAAAAUAUGUUCUCAGUUCA